AUGGAGGUUGCCUUCCUGACUCCUAUUGCCACUAAUGUAGCAAGCUCCGUAGCCCCUGCGCAUGCAGGGAAGGCACCAGGUCCGCCAGGCCCCGCAGGCGCUUCCUUUGGCCUGACGGCCGCGUUCGGCGUGGCGGCGGCCCUGGGGUUGGCCUCCAGGAAGCGAGUGCAGCGGGCGGCGCAGGAGAUGGCGACGCUGCCCAAGCACAUGCAGCCUGUGGACACCGCGGACUACCCAGUCUACAAGCCGGGCCCGUCGGGCGUGCCGAAGCUGCCGCAAUUGGUGGGAGACUGGGGAGUUCCGCUGCCCGGCAGCUACAAGGCCUGCCUGACCAUGGUGGGCCCGGACGUGGAGACGGCAUGCGAGGUGGGCAAGCCCUGGGACCCUCUAGGCUUGAGCAAGCUCUACGACCGGAACUUUGACUUCAACGGCAACAUGACCUACCCCCACGUGCAGUGGCUGCGGGAGUCGGAGCUGAAGCAUGGCCGGUGCGCCAUGCUCGCCAUUGUGGGCAUCUUUGCACAGCAGUCCUUCCACAUCGACGGGUACCCUGAGGCACCGUGGUACGAGGCGUUGAAGGCGUGCUAUGACAACCCUGCGGGCAUUGUGGGCUUUGGAAUUGCUCAGAUCUCUGCGUUCGCCAUGGUCAUCGAGGGUGCCUACUUCCCCAAGGACUCCUGGAUCGGGCAGAUGGACCGCGAGCCCGGUGACUUGGGCUUCGACCCUUUGAAGCUGGCCAAGGAUGCGGAGUCCAUGAAGAGCAUGCAGCUCAAGGAGCUGAAGAAUGGCCGCCUCGCUAUGAUGGCCUUCAUGUCCUGCGUGGUGGGCCACUAUGUGCCGGGCAGCGUGCCAGGCGUGUCUGCUCUGCCCCGGGAGUCGGCAGCAGCCAAGAGCUCGGCCUUCUGCGGUGCGACCCCUGCCAGCUCCUCAGACCUGCCCUCCAAGACGGCGGCGCGGUACACUACCCAGACCAUCCUGCCAUCGCUGGCCUGGAUCAAGUCGGGCGUGAAGCCGUCCGAGCUGCAGCCGACGGAGCUGCGGGCGCUGACCCUGGCGGGCAACGACGUGCUGAUCGGCAAGACCGAGGCAGGGGCGCUCUUCUGCGUCGGCAACCUGUGCCCGCACAUCGGUACGCCCAUGAGCGAGGGCGCUGAUGUCAUUGGGGAUGUGAUUGUGUGCCCUUUGCACGGCUCUUCCUUCAAGGUGACCAACGGCGAACUCAUCGACUGGUGCGUGUCUCCUCCUGUGAUUGGCCCCCUCACGGGCCUGAUCGUUGAGAAGAAGAACCUCCUGGUCUUCGAGUGCCGACAAGGUGGUUUCCUUGGCUCCGGCGAGGUUGAGGUGCUCGUGGAUACCAAUGCCAAGAAGGCCUAUGAGGCCAACUACUGGAAGGGCCUGCUUGAUGCGCAGGGCAAGGAUGACGGCACCUACUACUGA
Molecule: messenger RNA, 1437 nt
Organism: Effrenium voratum
Lineage: Eukaryota; Dinophyceae; Suessiales; Symbiodiniaceae
Source: the annotation of a GenBank genome assembly